AUGAGCAUAGAAGAGCAUGGAACUACCGCUCACGAAGAAGACACCCGCCGAUGUCGAUACCCCUUGGGGAAUGAUACCUCAGACACACUGACGCUUCCCGACGGACGCAAGCUGGGUUACGCACAGUACGGGUCUCCUACUGGCCAUGCCGUCUUUUAUCACCACGGACUUCCAGGAUCGCGCAUCGAAGCGGCUUCGUACCAGGAGAAUGCUCUCGAGCUAGGCUUACGGAUAAUCGCAGUCGAUAGACCCGGAAUCGGCUUGAGCACGCCAAAUUCCCAACGAACGUUGCUAGACUGUCCAAAAGACCUGCAACGUCUCGUCGACCAUCUGCAACUCGAGAGCUACUCCGUACUGGGUGCGUCUGGAGGAGGCCCCUAUACUCUUGCAUGCGCAGCAGCACUUCCAGCUUCGCAGCUCAAAUGCGUAUCCGUUGUAUGUGGGGUCGGGCCAAUGGACAUUGGCAUGAGGGGAGCGGACAUCCUGCACCAGCUUGGCAUCCCGUACGGGUGGAGGUACGCGCCCGUCUUCCUCCUGAAAUGGUUCCUAAGCCGCGAUGCUUUUGGGCGAAUGGAUCUGAGCGACGAAGAGCGUUUUCAACGUGUGCUUGACCCGUCAAACCUCGCCUCAAUCAAGGACCCAAGGGACCGCGAGCUCAUGGCAGAUGAGCAUCUCGUUCGCCUGAUAUUAAGAUCGACUCGUGAAGCGAGAGCACAAGGGUUCGAUAGCGUAGCGGUAGACGGGAAGGUGAUAUGUAGUGACUGGGGUUUCCGGGUCGAGGAUAUCAGGAAGGAUCUGCCGGUGCAGUUAUGGUAUGGCAAGGACGACUGCUUCGUGCCUGCCAAUCAUGGAGUGCAGAUUGCAGCGCGACUGGGUGUUGACAACGAGAAUGUUGUUCUGAGGGUGGAGGAUGAUACGCAUUCGACUAUAACGCAGAGGUGUAAGCGGGCGCAGCUUGAAGCUAUCGCUGCCGUGAUGCAGGGGUGA
Molecule: messenger RNA, 987 nt
Organism: Alternaria conjuncta
Lineage: Eukaryota; Fungi; Ascomycota; Dothideomycetes; Pleosporales; Pleosporaceae
Exons: 1
Coding region: 1-987 (328 amino acids)
Source: RefSeq, a predicted model, not a curated record